AUGCCCCUGGCCUUACCCGCUGGAAUUGAGAAGCGGAUGUCCUCGCACCUCGGGCAGGCUGUGCUCGACGACCUCCUCAUCCCGUCCUCCUCGCUGGACGCCGGCAUGACGUUCGACGUCGACGCGGUGCAGAGGAUCCUGGCCGGGUACCUUGAGCACGAGAGCGAGGCGGCCCAGCUGGACUACAACACCGACGACGACUUCAUCUCAGCGGCGUCGCCACCCAACGAUGUCGGCAUGAUCGGCAGGCUCAUGGAGGCGUACCUGGCUGAGAUCGCAUCGGACACGAACCUGCCCAUCGACAAGUUCACCGGACAGCAUGUACCGCGCCAUCGACAUGUACCUCAAGGCGCAUCCGCAUCUGAGCGAGCCGGAGAGGAAGAAGGUGUGCAAGGCGAUGGACUGCCAGAAGCUGUAGAACGACCGGCUGCCGGUACAGACGAUGGUUCAGGUCCUGUACCACGAGCAGCGGCGCCUGCGCGAGGCGCCCACCCAAGCGCCGAGCGGCGCGUCGUCGUUCCGGCGCCCACCCACGGCGGCGAGUCCCCGCCCCCGUCGUUGCCGUACAAGCCGACGCCGAGCCUCAUGGGCCGGCACACUCGGGGCGGCGCCGCGCCGGCGGACGAGGUGUCACAGCUGCAGCGGGAGAACGACGAGCUCAAGAUGGAGCUGCUGCGGCUGAAGAUGCGCCUGAGGGGACCCGUCCGCGCCGCUCCCUCCGACUGGCGGCUUUGUAUGGGAGUCAUUUCGCAGGGUGAUUCCAGCGUGGAGGGGUGAUUUUUCGCAUGGUACGGUGAUUCCAGCGUGGAGGGGUAAUUUGACGUGCCACGUCAGAGAAAAUGGCA
Messenger RNA from Setaria italica (foxtail millet), 845 nucleotides. RefSeq names its product BTB/POZ domain-containing protein At5g67385-like. The record is from RefSeq and is a predicted model, not a curated record. The transcript is spliced from 3 exons. The coding region runs from base 1 to 777 and encodes 258 amino acids. Lineage: Eukaryota; Viridiplantae; Streptophyta; Magnoliopsida; Poales; Poaceae.